CGCCCUCACCUCCACGCUCACACAUGGACCAACUUUCCUUCCUUCGUCUCCUUGACGUCUCUCUGAUAUCCUUCGGCAUCUGGCUCCUCAUGAAGGUUGCCCAGUCCACCCGCCGCCGGCUCGUCGCCACCAAGCUCAACGGCCCUCCCCGGGCCAACCUUCUCUUCGGUCAGGGGCAGGCCCUCGCCAGUUCAGACGAUGCAGGCUCGUUGUACGAAGACUGGGAGAAGACGUAUGGACCUGCGUUCUACGUGCCGUCUACGCUGGGAACUACGCGCAUUGCGCUUUGCGAUCCGCGCGCAGUCGCUCAUUUCUAUGCGAAGGAGAACUCGGUGUAUGUUCGACCGGAGUUUGCCAGAAUUCUGGUUGAGAAGCUUACCGGACGGAGUAUCAUAUGGGCUGAAGGAGAGGACCAUCGAAGGCAAAGGAAGGCAAUGACACCUGCGUUCAGCAACGUUUCGAUAAGUAACAUCACAAAGGUGUUCUACGAUUCGGCGUACAAAGCGAUAGAGUCAUGGUCGUCCGUGAUAGACGACGACUAUUCGGGCGCGGUGAUAGAGGUCCAGAGCUGGAUGAGUCGCAUCUCGCUAGACACCAUCGGCAUCGCCGGCUUCUCACACGACUUUGGCACGCUCGACGGAAGGCACUGCGCCGUCGCGGAUAUAUUCGAAAGGUUCACAUCGACAAAGCCCUCGUUGUUCUUCAAAUUCAGCUUGAUGAUAGGCCUCGUCUUCCCCUGGGUGAUGAAGCCGUCCUUUGGGCGCUCUAAGCUUACUCCUCUGCUGAACAACGCGCUGGGGGACGUGGCUAACCAUCUCAUCGGAGAUGCCCCGAGCAGCGAGGGAGACAGAUCUGUCCUUGGGCUACUUGUCAAGGCAGCGUCGCACGAGUCCAAGCUUAGCAUGGACCAGGAAGAGGUUCUGUCGCAGAUUAAGCUGCUCCUGGUCGCAGGAUAUGAAACCACCUCAAUCAGCCUUACAUGGGCCUUGAUCGAAAUCGCGCAGAACCAAGACUGUCAGCACAAGCUACGAACGGAGCUCUCUCGCUUCGUGACCACGGACCCGACAUACGAGGAACUCACAAAUGGGCUGCCCUACCUCAACGCAGUCGUCCUCGAGACUCUGCGCCUCCAUCCUCCAUUCCAUGACACGGUUCGCAUCGCAAGUAAAGACGACAUCAUCCCCCUGGGCACACCACUCACCGACGCCUCCGGCAAGCGCGCCGACCACAUCGCCGUAGCAAAAGGCACGGAGAUCGUCGUCUCCAUCCAGUACAUGAACCGCGCAGAGAAGUUCUGGGGGCCCGACGCGAAGGCGUUCAGCCCCGAGCGGUGGCUCGAGUCUGGCGGGCUGCGCGCCGGGGCACGCGAGAUUCAGGGACACAGGCAUCUGUUGACGUUCAUUGACGGUCCGCGUACGUGUCUUGGGAAGGCGUUUGCGCUCGCUGAGAUGAAGGCUGUGUUGAGUGUCCUCGUUAGGAAGUUCAAAUUUGAGCUAAGAGACGGGAAUGUGGCCGAUGUCGAGCUGGCGAGAGGUAUUCUACCUCGCCCGAAGAUCGUGGGUGAGAAAGGGGCGGAUGCGCCGUUGCGAGUGAGUCGUGUCGAGUGCUCCGAGUGA
This is a messenger RNA of Coniophora puteana RWD-64-598 SS2, 1616 nucleotides long. RefSeq names its product cytochrome P450. The transcript is spliced from 11 exons. Bases 24 to 1616 code for a protein of 530 amino acids. The record is from RefSeq and is a predicted model, not a curated record. Gene Ontology annotation, molecular function: oxidoreductase activity, acting on paired donors, with incorporation or reduction of molecular oxygen; monooxygenase activity; heme binding. NCBI's taxonomy places the organism in Eukaryota, Fungi, Basidiomycota, Agaricomycetes, Boletales, Coniophoraceae.